Messenger RNA from Cylindrotheca closterium, 1560 nucleotides. NCBI's taxonomy places the organism in Eukaryota, Bacillariophyta, Bacillariophyceae, Bacillariales, Bacillariaceae. The record is from the annotation of a GenBank genome assembly.
AUGCCUUCAACUACACCCGCUGACAAUAGUUUCGUCACUCCUAGCAAGACUGUUGAUUUUUUUGGUGAAAAUCCUGAGGAAACUGACAAUACAGUUGAUGAAAAUGUUGCCGCGGCACUUCCUCCUGUGGUGCAUGACAAAUUCACCAAACCGGAGGCGUUGCUCAUCACAAAGAUUGUCUUUAACAAGGAGAAUCCGACCAAACCGAUGUUUGACGCGCUUCAGACUUUCUUUGACCACAUUUGUGUUGAGAAACCGUCUGAUCUUGAAGGACAGGAUGUGGAUGACUUACUCAGUCAUGGAGAGGAUGCCCUCCCGGAUGGCGGCCUAAUUCGCGGUGUCAUCACUGGGCGCCUCAAGAAGUUUCUCCUCUAUGCAUCUGCCCCUUCAGUGGUCAUCAAUCCCAGUCUUACCUACAAAAAGAUUGUGCAAUUUUCGAUUGACCAAGCAAAACAAAAUAUGCAUACUACUCCUAUUGAUUUGACAAAAGCGACUGGCAAACGUCAAGGCAUGAAGUUUUGCUGUCCAGAGGUCGAACCAUUCAGUGGCGAAUCUACUGUAUAUUGGCCUUGGACAUCUAAGGUUGCUUUGGAAUUUGGACAAUCUGGUAUAGAACUUGCUCUAACGGAUGCAAAGUUCCAUGAACAAUCUACUUGGCACAAGGAUGCAUCAAGUCAGGGUUUCUACGCAAUCGCAAAAGCUCUGAAUGAUGGUACCGCUAGCCAUAUUGCCGAUGAAGUGAAAGAAAAGAGGGGACAAACUGUGGCCUACGAUCUUUACCAACAAUUACUAGAGACCUACAACUCUCCGGAGGAUCAGGCCCAUUUUGUAAUGUAUGCAAUUGACGAGUUGACUUCCAUCAAGUUGACUCACGAAGUUACAGUUCCUGAUUUUAUUUCCAAUUGGAAGUCUAUUACUACAAGAUUGCGGAAAAGUAAUCAAUCACUGGCAACAAGCCGUGAGCUUCUCCGUGUUUUCCUCCUCAAGGCAAUUGUCUCUGAUACAUACAGUGACAUGAGACGUUACAUUGUGAAGUACCCGUUAGCUUCCAUUGACGAGUAUCUCAAACAAUUACGCUCCCACAGUAAAACACAAGCUCUCAUUGACGAGGACUCCCCUGUCCUAAACGACGGUGCUGUGGUGGCUCGCCGUGGAGCAACGGACAAGAGCUACAAGAAGAGGACCGGUGUCAAAUUUGAUAAGGAUUAUUCGAAAGAGUAUCCAAAAUGGCGCAUUCCUCAGUUUCCAAUCGGUUGGGACAAGAGUUUUCCGAAUGGUCUCUUCAAGAGGAUGUUGACCUGGCGUGAAACAUGCCACGGUACCAACUUACAACCCGGAAAAAUCGAUCGAGAGUUUGGCAUGAGACCAAAGUACAUUGGUGUCAAACGAAAAGAUCGUAGAGGAGCUACUAAAGAUGGUGAAGACGGUGACGAAGGUCCUUCUGACGCACAGCCAAACAAAAGUGGAAAACAAUGGCUGAUCCAGUCCUACUACAAAAAACUGCGGACGGAUCGUCGCGGAAAAACGUCUCAAGCCCACGUUACCAUUACAGAGUGGUGA